Cyphomyrmex costatus is the source of this 1317-nucleotide messenger RNA. RefSeq names its product putative nuclease HARBI1. Lineage: Eukaryota; Metazoa; Arthropoda; Insecta; Hymenoptera; Formicidae. The record is from RefSeq and is a predicted model, not a curated record. The transcript has 4 exons. Bases 1 to 1317 code for a protein of 438 amino acids.
AUGCAUCCAUGUAUUAUUUAUCCUCGUUUAACAUCAGUGAACAACAAGGAUAAUUACAACCUCUUCAGAAAAUGUCAAUGUGUACUCUUAGCGUUGUGGUAUAUCGAAUUAAAAAAAACAACUAACAUUAAUUAUCGAAGAAAACGGCGAUGGUGGGUCCGGCCUAUUAAUCAAAAGCGUAAUCACCAAGGUGAUGGUGAUCAUUUAAUUCAUGAAAUGCGACUUUACGAUGUAGAGGUUCAUUUCCAAUACACGCGUCUUACCGUUGAAGGCUUUGACAAUUUAUUACGUAUAGUACAGCCACAUAUAGAAAAGAUGCCAACAAAUUAUCGGAAACCUAUACCAGCACGUAGCAGACUAUAUUUAACAUUGAGGUUUUUGGCUACUGGAGACACUAUGUCUUCAAUUGCCUUUGCUUAUCAAGUUGGACAAAAUACUGCUUGUAAGAUAAUAUCAGAGACAUGCGAAAGUCUGUGGAAUGUUCUUCAAAACGAACUGUUUCAACCAUCUGAAAGUGAAUGGAAAAAAGUUGUAAAAGAAUUCGAAAAUGAUUGGAACUUUCCGCAUUGUAUUGGAGCUUUAGAUGGUAAACAUGUAAAUGUAAAGGCUCCACCACAUUCCGGUUCGACCUUUUAUAAUUAUAAGGGAAAUCACAGCAUUAGUUUAAUGGCAAUAGCAUCAGCACGCUAUAAAUUUUUAAUGGUAGAUAUAGAUGGAGAAGGUCGACAUAGUGAUGGAGGAAUUUUUAAAAAUUCUGUCAUGGGUUAUAGAUUCCAGCAUAAUCAAAUGUAUAUACCAUCUCCAACCCCAAUUAUUGAAGGAGGAGAACCUAUGUCUUACAUGUUGAUUGCAGAUGAAGCCUUUCAAUUAAAUAAUUACGCAUUACGACCAUAUCCAGGGAAAACAUUGACUAAUGAACAAGCAAUUUUUAAUUAUCGAUUGAGUCGAGCACGAAGAGUUAUAGAAAAUACAUUUGGUAUUAUGGUGGCACAAUGGACUAUUUUAGCAAAAAAGAUUACAACAUCUCUAAAAACAGCUGAAAGUAUCGUAAAAGCUUGUGUAAUUUUGCAUAAUUAUUGUAUGGAUAAAGUAGGAUAUUGUAGCAAAGGUUUUGCUGAUGAACCUCGUCGUAAUAAGGAACCUACUUCUGGAGAAUGGAGAACAGUGAUACAAAACAAUUGUGGCUUAGCAUCAUUACAAAAUGAUGGUAGUAAUACUCAUUCUCGCCAAGCAAAUGCCAUAAGGGAAAAUUUUAAAAACUAUUUUCUAAAUGAAGGAGCAGUUUCUUGGCAAUGGGAUUUCUGCCACAGAUGGUAA